Calypte anna (Anna's hummingbird) is the source of this 1335-nucleotide messenger RNA. It is a transcript of the gene BCCIP, whose product is annotated as BRCA2 and CDKN1A interacting protein. NCBI's taxonomy places the organism in Eukaryota, Metazoa, Chordata, Aves, Apodiformes, Trochilidae. The transcript has 7 exons. The record is from RefSeq and is a predicted model, not a curated record. Bases 51 to 965 code for a protein of 304 amino acids. Gene Ontology annotation, cellular component: nucleus.
CCCAACACCGGGGCCUUCCGGGGGCCCAGCGCCUGCGCGCCGCGGCGGCAAUGGCUACGCCAGCGAAGCGGAGGCUUCAAUCCCAACCCCAACCUCUGUCCGAGGAGAGCGGCUCGGAGCCGGAAUCGGAGGAGGAGUCGGGCGAGUCGGAUUCUGAGGAAGAGGAGAAGAUCGAUGAGGAGGUGAAUAUUGAAUUUGAAGCACAUUCCAUAUCAGACAAUGACUACAAUGGGAUAAAGAAAUUGCUACAACAGUUGUUUCUAAAAGCUCCUGUUAACAUUGCUGAAUUAACUGAUAUAUUAAUACAACAGAAUCAUAUUGGAAGUAUUAUCAAGCAAGCAGAAGUCCAAGAAGAAAGUAGUGAUGAUGAUGAAGAUGAUGAUGAAGUCCUUGGCUUUAUAAGCUGCUUAAAUUUAACAGAAAGGAAGGGUACACAGUGCACUGAACAAAUCAAGGAGCUGAUUCUAAGUCACUGUGAGAAGAGCUGUGAACAGCAGGUAGCUGAACAACUGGAAAAGCUCCUAAAUGACAGCUCUAAGCCUGUGGGUCUCCUGCUAAGUGAAAGAUUCAUUAAUGUUCCACCCCAGAUUGCUCUGCCCAUGCACCAGCAGCUUCAAAAAGAGUUGACUGAGGCACACAGAACAAACAAACCUUGUGGAAAGUGCCACUACUAUCUUCUCAUCAGCAAGACCUUUACAGAAGCCACAAAGAGCAAUGCAAAGAGUAAGGGAAAGAGAAAUCAGCAAAAGGAGGAAUUAAUGUUUGCAAAUGCAGAGGAAGAAUUCUUUUAUGAGAAAGCCCUUUUGAAGUUCAGCUACUCUGUGCAAGAGGAAAGUGACACCUGUUUGGGAGGCAGAUGGUCCUUUGAUGAUGUACCAAUGAAGCCUUUGCGGACUGUUAUGAUAGUUCCAGCUGAUGGAAUUAAUGUAAUUAUGGAGAAACUCAAAGAUUAUCUCUCACUCUGAAUGGUCCUAUAAACACCUUUUAUUUUUUUUGUAAAGCAGCCAUGCAGAACUCUGACAAUCUUUUCAGGCUGCUCUUAAUGGUUUUGUUCUGCUCAAAUGCUUCCUCUGUGCACCUAAAAGACAAGUAGGUGGUACAGCCAAAAAUACCCAGCAAAUUAAUACAUUUAAAUACUGUGUCUUACUACAGUCUGCUAUCAUCAUUAAGCAGUCAAUAAAAAAACAAUAUCACAAGGAAACUUGAAGAUCUACUCCAUGUGUUUUUAACCCAACUUAAAUUGUCUAUCUUUGUUACAAAACAAUACAUGCAACUCCUUUUGUUUAAGAAAAGUGCUUUUUCUGUAUGUUUCUUCCAUCAAAUGUAUUUGUCAAA